Messenger RNA from Athalia rosae (coleseed sawfly), 5880 nucleotides. RefSeq names its product synaptic vesicular amine transporter (gene Vmat). Gene Ontology annotation, biological process: transmembrane transport; aminergic neurotransmitter loading into synaptic vesicle. NCBI's taxonomy places the organism in Eukaryota, Metazoa, Arthropoda, Insecta, Hymenoptera, Athaliidae. The transcript has 12 exons. The record is from RefSeq and is a predicted model, not a curated record. Gene Ontology annotation, cellular component: synaptic vesicle membrane; terminal bouton. Bases 540 to 2057 code for a protein of 505 amino acids. Gene Ontology annotation, molecular function: serotonin:sodium:chloride symporter activity.
UUCCAAAAAACUUCGAAAUUUCAAUUCAAUCAGUGUACAAAAAAUUUCUAAUUUGAAUCUACGGAUCGUUCCGUGUACGAGGACUCCCGCGAUCGAAUCCCAGCAUUGGCACCCUCGUCAUCUUCAUCUCUAGCAUCACCAACACGGAGUAAAUUCUAUUAUCCCAGAGCUCGAUCACAGAAAAAGCUUAGGGGGGAAAAAUCAAAAUAAAAAAGGAAGAAAUGGAAAAAAGGAAUAACUGGCACUCGCUAUGGCAGCCACCGGUGGGUCAUAAGGGUGGCAUAUUAGGGCGCCUGCGUGGGCGUCGUAUCGCAGGGGGUGCUCGAGGCGUAGGUGCAACCGGCGCCCGAAGACCGUUGUGUGCGGCAGACGGCGACAGGCAGCGCGGCGAAAGCCGAACCCUGGGGGACAUGCAGCCUCCUCACUCGCUGACGAAGAUCUCUCGCACGCACAACCGCCAUCCCCGUGAAGAGGACUAGCACCCCACUGGCGCGCCGGGACCACCAAGAUCUGCUCCGCUAUAACAGGACGGCCGAAAAAUGGGUGGCGGAGGAUGGAUGGGUGGCUGGUUGCAGCGAUGUCGAGAGUCCCGUCGCCUCGUUUUGGUGAUCGUCGCCAUCGCUCUCCUCCUUGACAACAUGCUACUCACCACCGUAGUACCUAUAAUACCGGAGUUCCUGUACGACAUCCGCCACCCAAACGCAACUUUAAGCGAACAUCUCGACGGUGCUGUACACCAUAUUACGACGACUACUACAACGACAACACCAACGCCACAAAAAUGUCAGUGUCCCAACAACGCAUCUAACAACGCCCUGGAAUUCCUCGUGACCAAUACAACACCUGCAGACGAUAUAGGUAAUAUGACCAACGUAACGAUAUCCGAAGACAAGGAAAAACAACAACGGCAUAAAGAACUUCUCGAAGAAACGGUUGCCGUAGGAAUGAUGUUCGCUUCAAAGGCGUUUGUUCAACUGCUCGCCAACCCCAUCGUCGGACCUCUUACACACAAGAUAGGAUACAGCAUCCCCAUGUUUGCCGGGUUCAUUAUAAUGUUUCUUUCGACUCUGAUAUUCGCAUUUGGACGAAGUUACGGUAUUCUGUUUUUGGCACGCGCGCUUCAGGGCAUAGGAUCAUCUUGCUCGAGUGUUUCAGGUAUGGGUAUGCUGGCGGAAAGGUACCAAGAUGACAAGGAACGAGGUAAUGCAAUGGGAAUCGCGCUCGGCGGUCUCGCCCUCGGAGUCUUAAUUGGUCCACCAUUCGGUGGAGUGAUGUACGAAUUCGUUGGAAAGUCCGCUCCCUUUCUCGUACUUUCCGCUCUAGCUUUGGGGGAUGGAUUGUUACAGCUUCUGAUGCUGCAACCAUCGGUUGUUUACACGGAAGCGGAUCCACCAUCCCUCAAAACACUCGUCAUGGACCCCUACAUCGUUAUCGCAGCAGGAGCUAUCACCUUUGCAAAUAUGGGUAUUGCGAUGCUUGAACCAAGUCUUCCGAUAUGGAUGAUGGACACAAUGGGAGCGAGUCGUUGGAAACAAGGCGCAACAUUCCUUCCGGCCAGCAUUAGUUAUCUGAUUGGAACGAACCUUUUUGGACCUUUGGGGCACAGAAUGGGCAGGUGGCUGGCCUCUUUGAUCGGGCUCGUCGUUAUUGGCGUUUGUUUGAUGUGUAUUCCUUUAGCUAAAAGUAUCGACCACCUAAUAGUCCCGAAUGCCGGACUAGGAUUCGCGAUUGGCAUGGUGGACAGUUCCAUGAUGCCAGAAUUGGGUUACCUGGUGGAUAUUCGACACUCAGCAGUAUACGGUAGCGUUUACGCUAUCGGCGAUGCGGCGUUUUGUCUGGGAUUUGCAAUCGGGCCAGCACUAAGCGGAACUUUAGUGAACACCAUAGGAUUCGAAUGGAUGUUAUUUGGGAUCGCCAUUCUUAAUUUCUUAUACGCACCUCUAAUGUACUUUCUACGAGCACCCCCAACGAAAGAAGAAAAGAAGUCCUUGAUAAUUGGCGAUAAAUCAUCGGUGCGGUACGUGACUUAUCAAAACGAAGAGGAUGCGGAACAGUAAAUUUCAGUGAGUAUAUGAAGUAAAUUAUAAGUGUAUUACUCGUUGAAUAUUAUCGUUAAAAAUGAAAAAAGAAAGCAACCAAAAAAUACAAAAUAAAAUAACUUUGGCCAUCAGUAACUAUUUUGGUGAUAAAUUAUCAAAGUGCUGCGCUUCGUAUAGGUAUUACAUGAAAAAUUGCCAUGCUCAGAAUUUAUUUCUCUUGCUUUUAGCUCGUCAUUGCCAUCACUAUUUUUAUAUUGAACUUAUUGUUAUAAUUUUCUCCGAUUAUUAAUAAUAAUAGUAAUAAUAUCGUGAAAAGAUCUUCAAGUAGACCUAUAAGUUCUAUGUUUUUGCAAAUAUUUUUUUUUCAGGUUUUCUCUUCUAAAUUUUGAGCAAAUUGUUCGAAAAAAGAUUCUAUACGCUUUCUCUGAAUCAAAGUAUAUACAUAUACAUGUAUGCGUACUAAUUUAUAUCCUAAAAUUUAGAUCAAUAUAACUGCGAAUACAUGAUACAUAACUAGUAAAACGAUGAAGGUGUACAUCUAUUAUAUGUAUACACAUUAAUAUGUAUGGAUCGUUGUAAUAGUUUUAUUAUAAAUAAUAUACGACUAUUACGAUUAUUAUUUCAGAAAAAGAUUUAAAGUUGAACAGCGGUAUAGAGCAUAUUCAAAAUAUAUUAAUACGUACGUUAAAUUAUAUUAUUAUAUUAUGAGAACGGUGCAAUAUACAAGGCAUUAUACUCCAUGCACAAUUCACGUCUACAUAUUUUAAUGAACGCGAAUAAAAGAAAAUUACGAAGAAACAAAGAAAAAGAUUGUUCGAAAUAUUGCAAAAUGAUCACGAUAUCCUUGUAUUAAAGCAUGGGUGUGAGUAUAUUUGGUAUAAGUAGAAUAAUCGACCAUGCAAUAUUCAAAUACGAACAUGGCUUCGCUGCAUGUUAAAUUAAAAAUGCAUGGGGCAAAAUGUAUACCUACAUACGCAUAUAGUAUGACUGUACAAUAAUUUGACGAAUUAGGGAAAAGAAAAGAUAAGGGAAGAAAAGAGAAAAAAAAAUAUUAUCCGUUGGUAUAUGCUCGGGUAUAUGUAUUUUACGUGAAUAUACCUAAUUAAGGUGUAAAAUGGCGUUUUUUCAAUUUUUUUUCAAGUUUUUUUCUCAAUCACUUCUUCAAUUCUGUUUUAUGGAAUCAAUGUCGGGGCGACAUUCGUGAAAGGGACGUGGUAUGUAAAAUAAUAUUUAUAACGAAUAUCGAGAACUAUGUUCUAUAUGUACACCGAUACGAAUCCCAAUCUCUGUCAGUUUUCUAUAUUGAAAAAAGGUGAGAAUAUAUUUUCAAAAUUCAAAAUUUAUAAAACUUUUUUGAGAGAGGUACCGCCCAGUGUAUGGAUUCCUUGAAUGGCUGCAAGGAAACCGGGUUAAUUUUAAGGCAGCUGGGUAAAAUGAAGAGUCCUCGAUAUUGGAAAUCAGACCGAUUCGUUCGGAAAAAUUAGGAUAUAAUAAGUUGAUUAAAUGCUAUGCAGAAGAGAAAAGAAAAAUGUAGAAUUCUCACUAUUCCGGAAAAACGACAUUGCAUUCUGGAUUCGUUGUCAACGGUCUCAAUUGGCAUCGGACAUUUUUAUCCUCGCAUGGAAAACACCGUGAAAAGAUGCGUCAAAGGCUCGACGAAUUAUCGAAUAUAUCGAGGUUUAUAAUGAUGGAUGAAAAAAAAUAAAAGUAUAUCGUAUGUCAUAAUAUUUGCGGUGCAAAAUUUCGUGGUAUAACUAGCUUGCGUAAUAAGCGACGAAUUCAUUGGAGAGAUAAGAUUGUCAUAAUCAAAAAAAUAUUGUGGCUCCGUGUAGAACGUUCGUAGAAGCAAUACGUUAUAAUACAUGAAUAAAUAAAUAAAUAAAUAAUCGAUUGUUAUAUCUGUCGUAUAUUAUAUAGACAAUAUAUACGUACAUUAAUAAAUAUAUAUGUAUGUGAAAUUACUCAUCAGAAUACAUUUACUGCGACAAAUAAUAAUAAAAUUAAUAAUAAUCAUUACAGUUAUAACAAUAAUCACGAUAAUAUUAAUUGCUGUAAUUUGAAAUACAUGUCGAGAUCCUAAGCUACUACGAGUACCAAUCGCAUGAUUAUAUAUAUACAUAUAUAUAUAUAUAUAUACAUAGAUUUAUAUUAAAUAUUGCGUGGUCUAGAUGUUAGAAAAUGUAUCACAUCUAUAUUAUAACCCAUCAGUGUAGGUUUUUCUUUCAUUUUUUGUUUUGUUAUUAAUUUGUCGUUAUUUUUUAUGUUUUUCAUUUAUACACAGCUGUACGUUUGCGAACCAUAUAUAUAGUAAUUUCUGCACCGCAUUGCUCGUUAGUAUUAAAUGUAAGAAUAAAUUGGAUAACGAUUAUGUAACUGCAUUGAAAAUGGAUGAAGAAAUGUUUAUGAAUAUGAAAUAUAUCAUACAAUCUGUGUCUACGAGCUUAUCUUGAUAUUUAUUCUAUAUUACAAAUAAAGUACUCGUGUUUCUGGUAUACUUUUGUGUUUUAAAUAGUCAUCAGGGGCGCGGAAAAUUUUUGAAAAGUAUAAUAUGUCCAGAUACAGAUGGGUUCACGAUCGGAGCUAGUUAUAUCCGUACAAUAUUUGCGCUGCUGAUAUUUGAGAUAAUAAACGGGCCGUAGUAAUAAUAUGAUACACGCGGCUACUCCCAGUACGAAGACGCGAGUCAAUUUAAUUCGAGAUUUUGUCGAGCCUGAACCGCAAUAAUGCAUUUACAUCCACAUGUAUGAAUGACUGCAAAAAAUUUCGGAAAAAAGAGGUAUGGAGAUACGCCCCCGUUAUACCCGGCGUCAGAGCGUAUGGCUUGGCUCGGAGCAGCUGUUAUAAGUUUUUUAUAUAAUCAUCCUAAUACGCGGUAUAUAAUGAAAAUAAAGAAAUAAAAGAGAAAAUAACAUUUAUUCUAUAUUGAAAAUACUGUAGAUAUCUUUAUUAUUUGAAUAUUUUAUAUAAUAUUCAAUAUAAACAGUUAUGAAUUGUGAUAUAAUUACUGCUGCUGAGAUACCUUUAGAAAUGUUCGUGUAAUUAUCCGAAUGAACUUUCAGUUGCACUAAUUCUGAUUUUAUCAUGAUUUUUUUUGAUUCUUUCCAACUGAAUAUAACACAUAAAUUAGUUAAAUGCAUUAGAUAGGAGCAAGGAAAACGAGAGAAAAGAAAGUAAGAAUAAAACUGUCAUGGAAUCAUUUUUCCUUUUUUUUCUGUAAGAAAUAAAAUAUUAAUUGUCAAAGUGCGGUAAUUAUUCUCUAAUCGCUGUGAAAUAUCUAAGGAAUUAAAUAAAUAAAUAAAUAGAUAAAUGAAUAGAGAAAAAAGAAGAAUAAAUAAAUAACAGAGGUACAUAAACUAAAAGAUAGCAUUUUAUUAGAUAAAUAUAUACUGAAAUGGCAAAUUUAUAUAUAUUGAAAUGCCAUCGCUCGUUCGAAUUGCCCGAUGCAAUCAAAUGGUGAAGCCGCGUUUAUAAAAUACUAAUUAUACGACGUGCAGUAUGAAAAGACAACGAAGGUAUAUGAUUUGUAGCGUUAUGUAUAAUUAUAUACGCAUAAUCAUUGUUAUAAAAUUCAAAAUAUCUCGCGUAAAAUCCAGCUGACGGCGUUAUAUUGCGAACAAAAAGUUCACGUUACACAGAUGAUGAAUUGAUUAGUUCAAAUCAAACUUUGCCACAUUUACUGCAUUUUGUACGGCAUUGUACACACGUAUAUCAGAUAGUGUAUAAAUAUAUAAUUAGCAAUUAAAAUCGUUAACUCUUCCGUCGCAUUGUGUGUCCGCUUCCCGUACUGACUAUAAAUUAAUAAUUUUUCAAUUCCCAUUCGGGGCCCUCGAUUUUUACGAUA